AUGGGCGCGAUGCUGUCACGGAAACGGGCCGCGCCCGACCGCGAGGGCUCCUCCUCGCCGGUCCGAAAGAGCACGCGGACCUCGGCGACGCAGCAGUCCGCCUCCACGGUCGCCCAGGAGGCCGAGGCGGCGGACGCGCCGUGGAUGCUCGUCGGCCUGGGCAACCCGGGCCCGAAGUACGCCGGCACGCGGCACAACAUCGGGUUCGACGCGAUCGACACGCUCGCCGAGGCGCACGGCCUGGCGUGGGAGAAGAAGCUCGAAAGCAACGCGCAGGUGGCGCGCGGGGCCAUCCACGGGCGGCCCGUCCUGCUCGUGAAGCCGAUGACGUUCAUGAACGUGUCGGGGGAGUCCGUCAAGCCGCUGUCGAAGCGGCACGGGAUCCCGCUGAGCAACGUGCUGGUCGUGUACGACGACCUCGAUCUGCCCGCGGCGAAGGUGCGCGUGCGCGAGAAGGGCGGCCACGGGGGACACAACGGCAUGCGGUCCAUCAUCGGGCACUUCGGGGGCUCGCACGACUUCCCGCGCGUGAAGAUCGGGAUCGGGCGGCCGGAGGCGGGGAUGUCGGUGCCGGAGUGGGUCCUGGGGCGGUUUUUCCCCGAGGAGCAGUCGGACAUGGAGGAGGCGGUGCUCGAGGCCGUGGCUGCCAUGGAGUCCAUCGUCGGUCUCGGCGCCAACAAGGCUGCGUCAGGCCAGCGUCUGACCGGCCGUGGAUAA
Messenger RNA from Pedinophyceae sp. YPF-701, 717 nucleotides. The record is from the annotation of a GenBank genome assembly. Lineage: Eukaryota; Viridiplantae; Chlorophyta; Pedinophyceae.